CUUCUGAUGAUGAGAGAUUCAGAGCGUUUGACUCUUCCUAAAUUUGGUUCACUGACUUUUCUUUUGGGCUCGUCGUUAUCAUAAAAAGCCGUUUUGAGGUGAAUUGCGAUUGCUCUCAGGAUUACAACAAAGGGUAAAAUGAAUCAAAGACCCAAGAACGUUCAAGUAGCGGCUAAGGCUAAGUGGCAGGCACGGUCGAAACCAAUGUCUGAUUUUUUCAUAACACAGUUUCGAAAUGGGUCUUGUAUCUAAGCACUUGACUUCUAUUUUCAAACUUGUUGAUAGGCAUGGCAUUAUCUUGUUUCAGGAUCUUCCUAAUUACACUCAACACACUGUUCCUAUAUUUUCACUUCCUCAAGAGUGGCUGUGGUGUGAAUCCUGGUGUGGAAACGCCACAAAAUCCAUGGCCAGAACUAUCGAUCUUUGCAAUAAUCCCAUGACAAAGGAAUCAAAGCUUCAGGGUGCUAGAAGAAUAGUAACUGAAUGUCCCGAUCUUGAUCUCGGGGUACAAAAAUUCACAGAAAAGAUCUUGGGUGAAGAUAUGGAACUCAACGAGCCUGUAGCUGCUGCUGCGACAGAAAAUCCUAACCCUUCUCCUUCAAGCGACGUCUCUGAAGAUUCAGAACAAGACCUGGAAUCUAAGGCAGAACUGUAAAUGCGGAGAGGAGAAGUACCAGUUUCAAAAACACCUCUCAGCAAAACUAUCCUGGGAGAGUGAAGAAUCAACUGUAGUUUGCAUUUUUGCAAUGUUCUAAACUAGAUAGGCUCUACAUUGUGUGAAGUAGAUCAACCUUGUGCAAAAGAAUAAUCUCAG
This is a messenger RNA of Brassica napus (rape), 814 nucleotides long. RefSeq names its product UDP-glucose:glycoprotein glucosyltransferase. Gene Ontology annotation, molecular function: UDP-glucose:glycoprotein glucosyltransferase activity. The transcript is spliced from 3 exons. The record is from RefSeq and is a predicted model, not a curated record. Lineage: Eukaryota; Viridiplantae; Streptophyta; Magnoliopsida; Brassicales; Brassicaceae. Gene Ontology annotation, cellular component: endoplasmic reticulum. Bases 236 to 655 code for a protein of 139 amino acids.